ACUCUUUAUGCAACACGCAGAGUUGAAUAGUAAUCAUCAUCCUAAUCCUCACUAUGGUAAAGGUAGGAUGCAGAAAUUGCCGACGUCGUCAUAGCAAAUGUGUUAUUCUCGAGGGCGCUUCUACGUGCAAUAAGUGUGCGGAUACCGGUCGUCGAUGUCAGUUUGCGCCUCGUUAUCGCUUCAAGGUUGUCCGUCAUAUAUAUCAAAAAGAAGGAGACGCACGAUCGAGAUUCAUACUCCAGUGGGAUAAAGGGCAGCCAUGGGUCGAAGUUUCGAAGCCACUUCACUUUGUAGAUGGAAACAGCGAUAUCUCCAACGAGCACGGCCUAGAUGAAGAGGGCCACAGCGGACCCUUGCCAUCUUUCUUCACCCAUCAUCAUUCUUCCAGGAACGAAGACCAAUCUGCAAACAAUCAAGCUUCUGCUGGCUGUGGAGGACACGCAACGCGAGACAGUCAUACAAUUGUCUCGGGCCAAGCAGAUCCAAUUGAUAAUGCGCAACCAUCACCAACAAAUACAAACCCCUUACACAAAGUCUCGUCACCUGUAAGGACGGAUUACUUGGGGUCGCCGACGUCGCUUGAUAAAGUAUUUCCUUCCCCGGGUUUUCGUCCUCGAGAUUCUGCCCAUUCUUUUCUAUCUCCACGCGAGGCAUUUCUUCUUCGGCUAUUUGUUCAGAAGAUGUCACCAUGGUUGGACAUAUCAGACGCGAAGUGUCAUUUCGGGAACGAGGUGCCUCGACGCGCGCUACACGAACCAAUGCUGCUUUUCGCUCUUUUAGCUGUGGCAUCUCGCCAUGAUUCGAUCAUGCGAGGCUCCGGUGAACUCGAAAGCAGUACCUAUCAUGGCCAGUGCUUGGAGCUCUUGAUUCCGUCUCUCAGUCGCCCGGAGGAGACAUACGACGGGAAUCUCCUCGUUACAGUUGUGCUUUUACGCCAUUACGAAGAACUCGAGAACCAGACAGAUGAAAGACGACAUUUCCUAGGGUCCACCAGUCUACUCAAUGCUGUUGCCAAAUUCUCUGCUUCUGGAGGAUUGGUCGAAGCUACAAGCUGGCUCUUCCUUCGACAGGCUAUAUAUGUCUCAUUGGUGCUACACGAACCGUUGGAACUACGUCUCGAAAAUUAUGAGCUUUCUGACGCAUUUCGACUCCGCGAUGAUGGCUCUUAUACUAAUGUUAUUGUGUUUCUGUUUGCGAAGAUUUUACGUUACAUAUAUAAUGGGGCAGAGUAUUCCAACAGUCCGGAGGACUGGUACUUCCUACAAAGGGAAAUCGAGAGCUGGCAUGAUUCUAAGCCGGCAUCAUUUACUCCACUAAACCAUGGCGAAGCAGACCCAGAUAGUGGGAAGUUAUUUCCAGAGUUCUGGAUGUUAUCUUCUGCUGCGGCUGUUGGCAUGCAGUACUAUUACGGCGCAAUGCUUCUAUUAACCAUUCAUAAACCACUCGCUCAAUCGGCAGGUGGAUUCGAGGCUGCAAAGGUGAUGCGCAUUGCCGAGGUUGCUGCUGCCUCUUACUUGGCUGAUAUAAUUGGAAUCGCCAUUUCAAACGACACUACCGAAAAUGCGCACUUUACUGCGAGUCACUUUAUCUGUAGUUAUGGAUAUUGCUUAUCGCACGAGGCACAACGCAAGGGUGCCAUUGACUACUUAAAGAGAGUCAAGGAAAUCAUGGGAUGGAACACAUGUUGGAUAGUUGAAGCAUUGAAGAGUCAAUGGUCAGAGCUUGAUGAAUUCGUCAAAAGGCCAUUAAAGGUUACUUGAUACAUGAGGGGCAUAUCUCAGUUUUGAGGAGGCUCCAUGUUGUAAUAUAUUGCAUACCAAUGUGAAAGAUCGAUGAAUGACGCUCCAUCUUUCGUCUAUGGAACAUAGAGACUUGUAUUUUAAG
Paecilomyces variotii is the source of this 1884-nucleotide messenger RNA. RefSeq lists its product as hypothetical. The transcript has 7 exons. The record is from RefSeq and is a predicted model, not a curated record. NCBI's taxonomy places the organism in Eukaryota, Fungi, Ascomycota, Eurotiomycetes, Eurotiales, Thermoascaceae. Gene Ontology annotation, molecular function: DNA-binding transcription factor activity, RNA polymerase II-specific; transcription cis-regulatory region binding; zinc ion binding. Gene Ontology annotation, biological process: positive regulation of transcription by RNA polymerase II. Bases 54 to 1760 code for a protein of 568 amino acids. Gene Ontology annotation, cellular component: nucleus.